CUCAGGGUCUAUUGUGACGUGUUUUUGUUGUGAUGUCAGUGCGUUGACGUAUUACAACGUGUGACGGUACCGCUCUCCAUCGACGGGAGAAAGCUGCGAGCGGAGCCGGGCUUUGGCGGUCGCAGGGCCGGGAGCCGGGACCCGGGACCGGGGGGUGUCGCCCAGCGACAUCGCCCGUGAUCAUCAUGUUGAGCUCGGGGGACUCCAGCACGGAGCCCGGGAGCGAGGAUGCGGCCGCGGCCGGUUCGGGACAGGGCGAGGCGGACGGGAUGACGUGGUGGUACCGCUGGCUGUGCCGGCUGGCGGGGGUGAUCGGCGGGGUGUCAUGUGCAAUUGCUGGAGUGUGGAACUGUGUAACAAUCGAUCCCCUCAACAUUGCAGCUGGGGUCUGGAUGGUGCUGAAUGCAUUUGUCCUUUUCCUCUGUGAAGCUCCGUUCUGCUGCCAGUUUAUAGAGUUUGCAAAUGCUGUGUCUGCCAGAGCUGAUAAGCUCCGCCACUGGCAGAAAGCUAUCUUCUAUUGUGGGAUGGCAAUUUUCCCAGUUUUCCUGCGCUUUUCAUUCACUACACUGUUUGGGAAUGGAAUUGCUUUUGCUGCAGGUGUGCUUUAUGGACUUGCAUCACUUGGCAAAAAGGGCGAUGCUAUUUCGUAUGCCAGGCUCAAGGACAGGAAAAUGGCUGAUGAGGAAAAGUUGACAGGAACAAUCACCAAUGAGAUGGCAAUGCAGUAAAAGACACCGACUUGUUUUACCUCGUGCAACUACAGAUCAACAAACCAGCAGAAUUUUAUAUUUGUAUGCAUCCAAUUUAUACACUGCAGAGGGUCAGCUCCCAUGGGCUCUCUUGGUUUGAUGUGCAAUCGAUUCUUCAAAAGAAUAGAAUUUCUCAGCUCUCUUUAAAGAUGUAAUUUUUAUACCUUUGCUUCAUUUUAUGGGGAUUUUGGCUUUCAAGCCUUGUUUAAAUCCGUUACUGACUCUAAAUCACAGGGGUCUAACAGCUUGUUUCUAUUGAUGUGAUUAUAGUUCAAAUUAUGUUGAUUGCAUUGAGAUAGUGGAUUUGAGUGCAGCUCAGCAGUUACUGCUGGGAGCUCUGCACCACCCAUAGUGAUUACUAAAUUACAACAAUAAUGGGAUUCAGGUCACUGCUCAAUAAUACUGUUAGUUUCUGAAGCACAGUUAAGUACAAAACCUUUUGCUGUUUAAAUCUAGGCUUUUUUGGACUGCACUUCAUUGAAAAUAUGUUCUGGAAAUCGCAUCAACCAUAUUUUCUAAAAUAGAGUUUACUUGCACCCUUAGCAUAGUUGCAUUGUGAUCCAAUUCCCCUUGUGCUGAUUCUGCAUCUUUUAUAACUUGAGUGCAUUCAACAGUGGGAGCAGUUCCACAAUAUUCCUUGCAACCGUCACCCUCACUCACUUUUUCAGGAUAUCAAUGACUCUGUACUGGUGCUGCUUCCUACUCUUGUACAGACUCGAAGGUUUCAUCACCUUUUGCUUGUUUCCAUCCUGUUCUCAUUUUCAUAUGCUCAAUCACCGACUCUUCCCUUCCCUUGACUUGUUUAUCUUUGUUUCAGGAGUUAGCUUAGCAACUAAUAUUCACUGCAUUUCUGAUAAAAGGUCAUUGGUCUGCUCACUGGUGCUGCCUGACCUGCUAGGUGAUCCCAACAUUUUCAGUUUAUUUCAGAAUUGCAGCACCUUCAGUAUUUAAUUUAUGAAUGAUGUUGGUGCUCUUCAGAGAAAAAGUUAACUUCCUGGUCACAUGACUCUUGGAGAUGUUCAUAGGGAGAUUCUGCUCUGACUUUAUAAUGAUCACUUGUAGUUCACAGUUAAAUAGGAUAUUCGUUGCAUGGUCUUGAUCUUGGUUUGAUUCAGGAAAUCUCCGUCAACACCAGAAGCAAUGAAUUUCCAAUCCUAUAAAUGCUGCAAUCUCCAUCUAGAGUAUUGUUAGAUUGUGGCAUACGGGAAACAGAAAUACACUAUAGAACUUUUAUUCUGUAAAAACAAAUAUUCUGAUCAACAAGGUUUCAGAUUUUAAGUACAUCAAAAAGGAAAUAUAUGAAACUGAACUACUUCACAGGUGUCAUAGGGCACACAUGAUCUUUAGAAGGCUAAGUGAGUUCCUGUUGGGAAAAGCAAAAGAAUUCUUAUCCUGGGAGGAUAUGGGUUGGCUGUGAUCCUCUACAGUACAAUAGCUGCACCACUAUCACUUUUAGGACAGUGGCUGAUUGAGUGAAAUACAGGGGUUGGGAAUAAGAAAUUUUGGGAGAGAAAUGUGAAGCUCUACAAGCUAAAUUUUUGUUUCAUUCAUCCUAUGUCAAGAUCAUGUGUGUUAAAGAAAGCUUGUUGGAUGUGUUAAACUUCACCCGAGAUGAGUCAUAGUUUGACUUGCUCAGUACAGAAUAGCACAGGUUUACAGGGAAUUCUUCAGCUCCUCCAAUACACAACUAGCAAAAAAAAUUGUUGAACAUUUAGUGACUUUGUUCUACAUGGUAAUCUUUUUCUGAAUGGAAUGGCAGUAAUUCAUUCAGAAUUGCCACUAUAUUGUUAGCACUGCCCUAUUUUCCUUCUUUUGAAUAAUAUAAUAUACAGAGCAAUACAGCACUGAUACAGGCCCUUCAGCCCAACCAGUCUAUUGCCAACCACAGUGCCCACCCAGCUAGUCCCAAUUUCCUGCACUCAGCCCAAAUCCCUCCAAGCCCCACCCUUCCAUGUACCUAUCCAAGUGCUUCUUAAAUGAUAUUAUUCUACCUGCCUCACCCACUUCCUCUGUGUCUGUCUGAACUAUAGACAUUUUAUUUUGCCUCAGCCAUGAACCCUGGGAAUAGAUAUUACCAUCAGUUUUGUGAAGAUCUUUCUCUUGCGCUUAAUCAAUAGUCCCUGAAUUACUAGGAGUCAUCUAUUGUGUCCUCUUUCACUGGUUUCAAAAGAAAAAUUUCUCAAAAACAAAGGCAAAAACUUAACAGGCAGCACUGGUAAAUUGGUGCUGUACUCUCAUGAGCUUCCAUUUAUUUUGUUUUGUAUUAUGGAGCUCAAUAUUGCACAUGGUCCUUCAACCUGAGCCUUAGUUUUAGGACUCAUCAUUGCUCUUUUGUUUUAUAUUCUAAACCUUGUUUGUGAUGAGUUCUCCAUACUAACUGCUGCUUUUACUCUGGUGUCCUUUACAGGUUUAAGCAGAGCUGUGGACACUAACCUCAUUGAGAAUUAUGACACACACUAGCAAUUGCUGAUAAAUAUAUGCUCUGGCUGGGAGGUCUCCAAGUGUGAUAUUUAGUGUUGUCUGAUUAGUCACUGCUAGUGCUUUUAGUGUAAUAUUUAUUCUUCAGAGCAUCAUCAUUAUGAUCAUCAAAGGAGGCCAUGGUGUCCUGGAGAGGGGAUAAAAUGAGCCAGGGCUCCUGUUCCUAUUUAGAGUGUGGUUUCCACCUCUCAACACUGCAAAUAUUCCUUUCAGAUGAGGAAUGGAUGUCCUUCAAAAGGUGAUACAUCUGUUAAUCCAUUCCCAGACACGUUUAGAGCCUGAGGGAAUGGAGAGGAAAUUGUUGGCCAGAUGGGUAAUAACGUGGGAUUUGGUCAGAUUCUGGCUCUGCAAUCACUGGAAACUGACUAGAAAUUGUUGUGCAUUUUAAAGUUUUAGUUUGUAUUGGCAUUGUUUACUUGGUACAUGUCUAUUUAAAUACAAUGGAUAUUUUAUACAUUUUGUCCAUUUCUGACCAUUUACUGUGAAAUAAAGAAUUUUACUGCACUGUUGUCUUUUUAGA
Molecule: messenger RNA, 3747 nt
Organism: Pristis pectinata (smalltooth sawfish)
Lineage: Eukaryota; Metazoa; Chordata; Chondrichthyes; Rhinopristiformes; Pristidae
Gene: cacfd1
Product: calcium channel flower domain containing 1
Exons: 5
Coding region: 186-728 (180 amino acids)
Biological process (GO): vesicle-mediated transport
Cellular component (GO): membrane
Source: RefSeq, a predicted model, not a curated record